Messenger RNA from Aspergillus terreus NIH2624, 699 nucleotides. RefSeq lists its product as uncharacterized. Gene Ontology annotation, molecular function: acylglycerone-phosphate reductase (NADP+) activity; triacylglycerol lipase activity. The coding region runs from base 1 to 699 and encodes 232 amino acids. NCBI's taxonomy places the organism in Eukaryota, Fungi, Ascomycota, Eurotiomycetes, Eurotiales, Aspergillaceae. The transcript is spliced from 3 exons. Gene Ontology annotation, biological process: triglyceride catabolic process; phosphatidic acid biosynthetic process. The record is from RefSeq and is a predicted model, not a curated record. Gene Ontology annotation, cellular component: lipid droplet; endoplasmic reticulum.
AUGUCCCAUCUAGAGAAGCUUCCCAACGUGACCCUUCUAGAGCUGGAUGUGACUAGCUCUUCCAGCAUUGCGACCGCUGUGGAAACCGUCACAGCCCUGACCGGGGGGCAAUUGAACUACCUGAUCAACAACUCGGGUGCGGGCAUAACGCUUCCGAUAUUGGACACCGAUCUGGCCAAGGCAAAACAACUCUUUGACGUGAACCUGUGGGGCACCGUCGCAGUCACCCAGGCGUUUGUCCCGUUGGUCAUUGCUGCCAAAGGCACGAUCGCAAACAAUGCUUCUCUGGCCGCAGUGCUGCCCGCGCCCUGGCUUGGAUUCUAUAGCGCAUCCAAGGCCGCCAUCAAGGCUUAUACGGAAACGCUGCGUCAUGAAAUGGGCCCUUUCAACGUCAAGGUGGUCCUUUUGAUGACUGGCGUGGUAGAGACGAAUUUUUUCAACAAUUUCACCAGACUCAGUCUCCCCGAGGACUCCUUGUAUAAGGGAGCUGCCAAGGAGAUCGCGACAGAGCCCAAGAUGGCCAAGAUGCCAGCGGCCGAUUAUGCUGAGCGUGUGGUGGGUGAUCUGCUUGCGGGUGCAAAUGGAUCAGUCUGGAGAGGCAAAAUGGCGUCAAUUUGUUGGUUGACGAGUUCUUUUAUGCCGACCUGGCUGAUGGACCGGGCUCUGACGAUGGGACGGGGCCUUGAACAUGUGGGUUGA